Messenger RNA from Striga asiatica, 393 nucleotides. The record is from the annotation of a GenBank genome assembly. Lineage: Eukaryota; Viridiplantae; Streptophyta; Magnoliopsida; Lamiales; Orobanchaceae.
AUGGAGAGUGCAGCUCGCCAGAAUGUGACGACUUACGAGGUCUCGUGUUUUUGGGCGAGGCACUGUAUGAGUCAGUCGAGCCACUGCUCGUGUUAUAAAAAGACGAGGUCGGAAGCCCGUGGAUCUUUGGCAGGCCAGUUGGGUCAGUACUCAAGCUGUAGCCCCUCUCCACAGACUCGGCUUCAAGCGGCAAUUCAUCCAGAGUCUGUGUAUGGAGAACACUCACCCGGAAUGCUUGCUGCAGAACACGAAGUGUCUCCCGAGUACGCUUUCUCUUCGUGGCCACUUCAUCUGGUUCCUGCAACAUCUCUUCAAACAAAUUGUCUCUGGACAAGACAUAGCAACGCAUCAGCAUCACUAUCAUUUUUUUUCCUCGAGUCACCCACAAAUUGA